AUGGAAGUGACGAAAGAGGACAUAAUUGAAGAAAUUGAAGUAACAAGAGGUCGAAUACAAAAAACUGGCGAAGCCGAAGGUGCUGGCAGAAGUAAAUUAACGUCCACAAGUGGGUUUUUCCCUGACUUAGAUUAUACCGUCAGUAAUAAUAUAAUACCAUUACGUCCUUUAACUCCUAGUAAAUGGGUAUUUUCUAACAAGGAAGAAUUCUUUGGCGAGCAAAGCUCUAAAGAAUUAACAACACUAAAGGAAAUUCCCUUAGAGACACAUUGUGGCCUAGAAGAAAUAGAGCAUGUUCCUGAGAGUGAUGAUGAUUCAUUUCAAGACCCUGAUUAUACGUCAUCGGAGAUUUUAGAUGGAGGAGAAUACCCGGUUACAGCAGAGUUUGAGAUAGAAAAUGAAAUUGGCAACGUUGAUGAUAAUAUUGAUAAUGAAAUGUUACAAGAUAAAAAUGAAAACACAUCUAUAAAAGAUAGGAGAAGAAAGCGAAUAAGGAAUACCAAAUCCUGGAAGGAAAAUAAAAGAAGAGAACUGAAAGAGAAAGGUGAAGAGUAUGUCUCUAAAAAAGGAGUUAUUAAAAAGGAAAAGCAAAUGAAACGUCCAUGUGAUUUGCAGAAAAAAUGUUAUCAAAAAUUCACUGAAGAACAAAGAAAAAGAUUGUUUGAAGGUUUUUAUAAUUUAUCAACAGAUGGACAAGAUCAGUAUAUAGCAGAGACCGUCAAAGAAACGACAAACAAAGACCAAGAAUUAGAAAGGAAUGUGAAAAGGCGGACGGCAUUAGCCGGAGGAAAUUUACUAGAAAUUAUUUUUUAA
Diabrotica balteata is the source of this 813-nucleotide messenger RNA. NCBI's taxonomy places the organism in Eukaryota, Metazoa, Arthropoda, Insecta, Coleoptera, Chrysomelidae. The record is from the annotation of a GenBank genome assembly.